GAACUUAAGCAAAUGAUGGGUGGAAACCCUAAUUGGUGGACAACUUCUUUAGCUGAACAGCCUCAGACAUGGAGCCAAUUUGUGAUGAGCAACCGUGUCGUCUCCGGCAGUGGCGGUGGCGGCCCCGACCCCGACCGCUCGUUGGAGUCGAAUCGCUCCGCUGUAGUCGGCGGUGGAGCGUGUAAGAAAGCUAGGGUUCAUCCGCCCUCUUCAACCCAACCACCUUUAAAGGUGAGGAAGGAAAAGCUCGUAGAUCGAAUUACAGCUCUUCACCAAAUCGUCUCUCCAUUCGGAAAGACUGAUACUGCCUCGGUGUUGUCAGAAGCUAUUGGGUAUAUCAGAUUUCUUCAGGGACAAAUUGAGGCUCUUAGUUACCCUUAUCUGCGAAGUGCUCCAAAAGAGCUCACGAAUUCCCAGCCUCUUGGAGAUGAAAGGAAAAGGCAAGAGAAGCCAUUGAAGGAGCUGAGGAGUAGAGGGCUUUGUUUGGUACCACUCUCAUGCACACACCUCCUUGGAGCUGACACCACUUAUGGAACUGGCUUUUGA
Molecule: messenger RNA, 546 nt
Organism: Cucurbita moschata (crookneck pumpkin)
Lineage: Eukaryota; Viridiplantae; Streptophyta; Magnoliopsida; Cucurbitales; Cucurbitaceae
Product: transcription factor bHLH68-like
Exons: 6
Coding region: 13-546 (177 amino acids)
Biological process (GO): regulation of transcription by RNA polymerase II
Cellular component (GO): nucleus
Molecular function (GO): DNA-binding transcription factor activity, RNA polymerase II-specific; protein dimerization activity; RNA polymerase II cis-regulatory region sequence-specific DNA binding
Source: RefSeq, a predicted model, not a curated record